UCUUUCUUCCACAUCCACAUUCCACAUCCAACAAUCUUCAUCCCUCUCUAUAUUAUUCAUCCAUUCCUCUAUCACUACUUUCCAUCCCGCGCUUGUUGCGACGACUUUCAUUCUCUCUCUCUCCGUAUCCAUUUUCUUUCCUUUCUAUCUUCAAUCUCUCGUUUAAUGUUCCUUUGAUAUAUAUACAUACCUCCAUCCAUCUAUCUAUCUGGAUCUGGUGGCUACUAGUUUCCUCAAUCAGGCCGCGUAACCCUCGCUCGCUCCCCUCUUGUCCUCCAGUCGCUCGCUGCCAGCCACCGCCAGUCACGAUGCGGUGGACACCCUCCUUAUCCCUUCUGCUGCUCUCAGUCCUCUUGCUCGCCAUAGCCGUCGUUGGCGCUGAGCAACCAAAUCACCAUGGCAGGAAGAGACAGAUAAUCAGCAUCGACGACCCAGCGGCAUCAGCGACCGAAUCUCCAUCCGAAGAACCAACAACCACCACCACCACCUCCACCACCAGCACACGAGAAGACCCAACAACCACUUCAGAGACCACCAAAGAAGAACCAACCACCAAACCCAGCGAUUCCCCCACCUCCAAAACCACCACCAACCGCCCAACCCGACCAACAGAUCGAACAACCCCCCGUCCCACCCGCACACCCACCCCGCCUCCAACCCGCUCCUCCGUCAUCAUCGUCACAAACACCAUAACCCUCAGCGGCAGCACCUAUGAACAAACCUCUGCCUCAACCAUCGCUCCAGGCCAAACCCUAGCCCCAGGCCUCGGUAACGACGCUGGUGGCCGCCGCACCUCCUCCGGCCUCAGCGAGUCCUCCGAGCGCGUCAUCAUCGGCGUCGUAGUCGGUGUAGGCGGCGCCGUCAUCCUGGGCGGCCUGGCCUUCGUCGCAUGGCGGUUGCGCCGCAAGCGCAACGCACGCGGCCUGGGCGACGACGAUGACCUGAUGAACGCCGGCACAGCCGUUGGCUCGUCGAGCCUUGAGACCUCGACCACGGCGGCGGGGGCGAGCCCGUUCAAGUCUACGUUGGAUCAGUAUCAUCAUCCUGGCGGGGUGAAUCCGUCGUCGAAUUUUUAGAUGAUGAGAAGGGGCGACUUCGUGUUUUUUCUCUCUCUUUUUUUUUUUUUCUCUGGUUGCUUUCACUUUUUACUUGAAGAUUGUAAAAUGCGCGGCAUUUGAUUAGAAUCUGGGCAUGAAGCAUCGCUUAAGGUGUGCGAAACAAGCUUUUUUUUUUUUUUUUCUUCGCCUGGAAGAAGUUGGGGUUGAUGAUGUUUUUUUAUUUUAAUGUUGGCUGGCUGCAUUAUUUUCCUGUGUUUUGUUGUCAGGUAAUAUCCCCGCUCUCAACACUGACACGGAUGGUUUUUUUUUUUUUUUUUUUUUUUUU
This is a messenger RNA of Blastomyces gilchristii SLH14081, 1383 nucleotides long. RefSeq names its product cell wall protein. The transcript has a single exon. NCBI's taxonomy places the organism in Eukaryota, Fungi, Ascomycota, Eurotiomycetes, Onygenales, Ajellomycetaceae. The record is from RefSeq and is a predicted model, not a curated record. Bases 309 to 1076 code for a protein of 255 amino acids.